This is a messenger RNA of Octodon degus (degu), 534 nucleotides long. RefSeq names its product lipocalin 9 (gene Lcn9). The record is from RefSeq and is a predicted model, not a curated record. NCBI's taxonomy places the organism in Eukaryota, Metazoa, Chordata, Mammalia, Rodentia, Octodontidae. The transcript is spliced from 6 exons. Bases 1 to 534 code for a protein of 177 amino acids. Gene Ontology annotation, molecular function: small molecule binding.
AUGGCGCUGCUUCUGCUGGGCCUGAUGCUGAGCCUGGCCUUGGCCCAGGAGUUCCACCCCGAGGAAAUUGUGGAGCAGGACUUCAACAUGGCCAGGGUCGAGGGGCCCUGGUUCUUGAUCUCCUUGGCCUCCAGCAACAUGACGAGGAUUGGCGUGGACGGGGACCUGCGCCUCUUCAUCCAGAGCAUCGAGCUCCUAAAGAACGGCAGCCUCCUGUUUAACUUCCGCUUCAUGCUGCAGAGGGAGUGUGUGUUCAUAACUGUGACCUGCGAGAAAACACAGAAGAACGGGGAGUUCUCCAUUGCCUACGAGGGGGAGAACAAGGUGCUGGUUCUGGAGACAGACUACUGGGUGUACCUCAUCCUCUACAUGCAGAACACCCGCGAUGGCACCAAGACCCAAGUGCUGGCCCUCUAUGGACGCACACCAGUGCUUGGCAGGCCCUUCCUGGACAGAUUCAAAAGAGCCUACAGCAAGUACAGGAUGAGUCCAAGAAACAGCAUCAAUUUGGCCCAGAAAGGUCCCUGCAUGUAG